GUACCACUCAGCCGCAAGGCAUAUAGAUCAUUUGACAAUCAUUCAGAUGACAGUGAGACAUCCAGUGUGUGUUCAGAGCGAUCUCUUGAUUGCUACAGGAGGUCUGGUGAUAACAUAUCGGACAUCAUAAACAACUGUGCCAGCACACACAGGAAUGAGUGUAAGGAUGGGCUGGUCUCAUUACAAGCAUAUUUCCAAAAUGAAAACAGACUGAGACGCGUUGAACUCGAAUGAGUAACUGAAAUUUUUACCAAAAUGUUCAUGGACUCCCAUACAAAAGUCUUCAGUAUGUUUCUGGAUACUCUAAAUGAACUAAUUCUAGCACAUAAAGAUGAUUUACAUGAUUGGAUAUACAUUCUGCUUACACGUCUCAUGAAUAAACUUGGUGGAGAUUUGCUGGGUUCAAUCCAAAAUAAAAUACACAAGUCAUUAUCUAUUGUAAGGGAAUCAUUUCCACUGGAACUCCAAAUGAAUGCAAUUAUAAGGUUCCUGGUUGAUCAGACUCAAACACCCAAUUCUAAAUUUAAAGUAGCUGUUCUUCAAUACUUGGCCCAGCUUGCAUCCUAUAUGGAUGCCUCAUCCUUUAACCCAGGUGCCCGAGAAGCAGCUGCAGCUUUAGCAAAAGUAAUCAGUUGGACAAAUGAUCAGAAAUCAGCUGAAAUCAGAAAAGCCGCUCAGAACGCUCUAAUUGCAUUAUUCAACCUGAAUACACCUCAGGUGACAAUGAUUUUGUCAUCACUGUCUCCAGAUUACCAGGAAACAGCAGCAAGCCUUGUAAAUAGCCAUGUAAGGCGCAGUAGCACGGGAAGUUCGCCCCCAUCACCAUCACCACAUGUUCAGUCUCCAGCAACUCCACAGUCUAGGCCUUCUCUGGAGAUGGAUGAGGGAAGUCUCAAUCCAGAAGAAGUGUACAGGUCACUCCACAGAACAACCACAGAAAUACAGAAUUAUAGUUUUGAUGGUGGCCUCAGUUCUGUGAAAAUGCUGGAUAAGGAACGAGAAACUACAUCACAUGAUUCUGGCAUCAGUCAGAUGUCGUGCGGUAUGGAGAAAUUAAAAGAACAAAUGGAACAUCUUCUGUCAAUUAGUAGAGAACCUACAAAUUUGGAUGGCCAAGAUUCAGAUCAAGAUUACAAGAAUAUGCCAUCGUCAGCUCUAGUAGAAGAAAACUGUCAAAUUGUGCAGAAUGUGAUUGACACUUUAAAAGUUGAUGAUGAAGGAAAUGCAAAAGUAUCUGAGCAAGACUGUAAGAAAGCACUUUCUCAGUUAAAACACCUAAUAAAAUCUGGAGCCAUUGGUAUCAUAGUCUAUAAUUUCAAGGUUCUAUUAAGGGUUCUGGUGUCACAAUUGGCACUACCUCACUCUCCAGUGAAGACGUACAUUUUAAAUGUGCUACACGAUAUGAUCAAAGACCCGACUGUGAGACAUUGUUUUAAUAUGUACGUAGAGUUAAUCGUGCUGCGAACGCUAACAGCUUACAGUGACCCGUGCAAAGAGGCAUAUGAUAAUGAAGAAAGUUCUGUGAGGAAAUCUGCUGUAUUUUGUAUGGUAGAAUUACAUGGUAUUGUUGGAGAGGCAGGUUUGCAACCACAUUUAGCUACCUUAAACAACACUAAGCUGAAGCUGCUUCACUUGUAUAUCAAACGAUCGCAGCAUGGUGGUUCGAGCGGCAUCACUUCACCAAAAACCACAAUGUCGUGA
Messenger RNA from Schistocerca cancellata (South American locust), 1701 nucleotides. Its product is annotated as CLIP-associating protein 2-like. Gene Ontology annotation, biological process: mitotic spindle assembly. The transcript is spliced from 10 exons. Bases 256 to 1701 code for a protein of 481 amino acids. Lineage: Eukaryota; Metazoa; Arthropoda; Insecta; Orthoptera; Acrididae. The record is from RefSeq and is a predicted model, not a curated record. Gene Ontology annotation, molecular function: microtubule binding. Gene Ontology annotation, cellular component: cytoplasmic microtubule; spindle microtubule; mitotic spindle.